Messenger RNA from Cotesia congregata, 5337 nucleotides. Lineage: Eukaryota; Metazoa; Arthropoda; Insecta; Hymenoptera; Braconidae. The record is from the annotation of a GenBank genome assembly.
AUGGCAGCAGCUACUGACGAAUUGAUGCUUUUGGAGCGAGUGUUCCUGUGUCUGGGAAAUGCAGAUACUGAUGAACAGCUCCAGGCGUCAGUGUGCAAAUUUUUGCCACCGGUGUUACUCAAGUUGUCAAGUCCGCAAGAAGGUGUUAGGAAGAAGGUCAUGGGUCUGCUGAUUCAUAUUAAUAGACGGGUUAAAAGCCGUCCCAAAGUUCAACUCCCAGUGGAAGCUCUGUUGCUCCAAUAUCAAGAUCCAGCUGCCAGCUCUUUUGUCAUUAACUUUACGAUAAUUUAUAUUAAACUUGGUUAUCCAAGAAUGGAAAUGAAAAAACACCUAUUACUAAUGAUAAUGCCAGCCUUGGGUAAUCUGGAGAUACCACUAUCUGCCGAAAAGCGAGCCGCCCUUCUAGGCCUGCAAGACAAGCCCUACGUAGCGAAGCAACUGAUAAACUUCAUGCUGGACAUGCUACUAUUACCAUACGGCUCAGUAGGCCAGGCAGAUAACCGAGACUCUGGACAGCCUAUCGACUGGUCUCAGUACCCAGUGCCUCCAGGCCUCAGCGAGUACGCCUUCAAGCGCGUUAUCGGCGAGAACCCUCCAGUGGCCGAGAAACUCGAGCAAGUAAAAUUAGGCAUCGUGAAGUUCCUCGCCGGAGGUUUCUUUCCCGAAUCAGACAUUUUGAUCCACCUGAUCGUCGCAGCAGCAGACACGCGUUUCAGCGUUGCAAAUCUAGCAGACGCCGAGCUGAAAAAAAUAGUUAGUACUCUAGACUGGUCGUCUAUGCAGCUGGCUCUUCCUCUGUACACUUUAUUCCUCGGAACCAGCGCCAUCGGAACACAGAAGGACAUAAAACCAGAGAUGAAGCGUCACGCAGCGAAUACCAGAAUCCGCCUAAAGCUCUUGCAAUAUUUAUGUCGCGUUACCAAAGCUGGAUUCAUAAUACCCCCAAGUAUCCAGGUGGUAUUCGACUCUCUGUACGGCAACAACACAAACAAGAAAUUAAAAUCCCUAGCUUUGGAUUUCACAUUGAACAUGGUCCAGCAGUGCAGUUUUGGGUCUCUCUCUCGCGUAGCUGGAGUCAUUCUCAACGGAAUGGUGAAAUUAAUCUCCGAAGGCGAGCCUGAGCACAUCGCUAUAGCUUACACAAUAAUUGGCCAACUGGGCCAGCGAAUCCCAUCUUUAGUCAACAAAGAUUCAAGCCUAGUCCAGCAAUUUUUCAAAGCUCUCACUUCAACAGACUCAGACAUGCGUCGUACAGUCCGCGACGCUUUAAUCGCAAUGUCUUCAGCAUUUAUCCUAAACCCCAGUGACAAAAAUGGAAUCGCAACGAUGACCGCUUUACUGUCGACUUACAUCGAAUCUGAAGAGUCCAGUGUCAGGUCAGUCGCUGUUCAUUACGUAGCGACAAUUUUUCCAGCUAACCACGCGCCUUCUAGGUAUCUUUUACUCCUAGCCUGCGGUGAUGAUAAGAACGAAGUCUCUACAGAAGCCAUAAAAGCGCUCUAUGGAACUGCUCAUCGCAAUGAACGCUACAAAUCUGACUCUAAAGAAUACCAGCUGCCUAAUUUCCCGGAGAUGAUUUUGUACGUAAAUCAAAACACCCAGACUCGCAUUAAUUCCAACAGUAAAUUUUCAGUAGGCAACCACGUACUGCCGUACAACAUUACUACUUUUAAUGAAAUUAUUAGUUAUCUAAGACUGUGUUUGGCUAAGAGCGCAAAAAUUCUAGCUCGGGAGCCAAUUGAGAACCAUCCUUGUGAACACACUCCUACGAUUGCUAAAUAUCUCAAGGAACUUGUCGACGAGGAUAAAAAAUAUUUGGACAAUUAUAUUGAACUUAUAACCAGCUUGUGUCAUGCAACUGCUGAUAAAAUUCCGCUGAUUGCUUUGCUGGAGGUAGUUGGUACUAUUCCGAGUUCUAUGACUGGUUACUUCGUUAAAGAACUACCUUGGAUUCAAACACUACUCACCUCGACCAAGGCUGAUGUUCGAGAGCUGGCUGCUAAGAUAAACGCGAUUGUCAUGCAGUGUAAUAGCAGCAAUGAAGAGUUUGAAUUGAGAGCCGGGGAAUUUAUGAGCUCGGCUAAGAAUAAAGUUCUGGAGACUCAGCAUGGCUCGUUGUUGGCUUUGUCUUACAUGAUGGAACGCAAGCUGACGGCUCGGAAAGAUUCAGAGCAAGUGGAGAAUUUGUUGAGCUGGAAGAUUUACAGCGAAGUUGUACAGACGAUUUGCUCUUUCUUGACGAGCAGCACUGUUCUUUUAGUGGAUGCUGCUACUCAAGGAAUUGGAAUUAUUGGGAAAGUUUUUCCGCUUCCGCUGAACUCUGAAAGUGAAGAUGAGACUCUGAGUAAAAAAAAGCUGGUUGAAAAUUUAUUCGCUAUAUUGAUGAAUGCAAAAAUGAAUGGCAAGAUUAAAGAAAAUGCGAUACAGUCUCUGGGAUUUCUGUGCAUUGGAGAAAGUUUUCCGUAUACUAAAAUUAUUAUUGAGAAGUUUGUUGGGUACGCGAAAGAAACUAAGGAUGUUACGAUUCAUUUCUCGAUCGCAGAAGCUCUGGUGCUUUGUGUGCAAGGACCGGCUUCUAAAGAAGCGAGGGAUAUUUGGACGACUGUGCCGGAAGAGCAUAAUCAAAGUUACUCGGCUGAGAGUGAUAAUUUAUUGGUGUUUUUGUUGGACCAAUUGUUGAAAUUAUCAAGCGAUCCGCAUCCAAAUUCGAGACAGGCGAUCUGUAUUUGGCUGUUGUCGAUUUUGAGACACAAUGAUAAAAGGCAGCAUGUUAUUGAUCGAUUGCCGAAUUUACAGAACGCUUUUUCUAAUUUCUUGGGGGAAAAUAAUGACAUUGUACAGGAUGUCGCUUCUAAGGGAAUUUGCUUGGUUUAUAAUACGAGCGAGAAGACCGGUAGAGAUGACCUGGUGGAUACUUUGAUGAGCCAGUUGACGGAAGGACGUCGUGCUGUUCAACAAGUUACGCCAGAUACCAAAUUGUUCGAGGAAGGGGAGUUGGGAAAAGCUCCCACUGGGGGAACAAUCACUACUUACAAGGAAAUUUGUUCCCUGGCUUCGGAUUUGAAUAAGCCGGAUUUGAUUUAUAAUUUUCUUCAGCUUGCUAAUCAUAAUGCUGUAUGGACCUCGAAGAAGGGCGCUGCUUUCGGGUUUUCUGCGAUUGCUUCAAUCCAGCAAAGCAUGUCAAACAUCUGGCACGACAUCGUUCCCUCAACCUCAAAAGCCCUCGAGCAGUACCACAACGAAAUUCUGGAGGACCUAAAAGUAAACCUCACCAACAACCAAUGGCGCGUACGACUAAGCUGUUGCCUAGCUCUUUCCGACCUUUUUAAAUCAAACGCCCACAUAGACUACGCGAAACACGCUCCUGAAUUAUGGAAACAAUUAUUCCGCGUUAUGGAUGACGUUCACGAAGACACUCGUAACAACGCCACCAACACCGCUCGUUUACUCAGCAAAGUUUGCGUCCGCGAAUGCGACCCCAACCACGGAAAAUCCGGCGAGCGCGUUUUACAAUCAGUCUUACCCAUAUUUCUCGAAGUUGGAAUUCUCCAUAACGUAAAAGCCAUCCGUGCUCUGUCUCUACAAACAGUUUCUCAACUAGUAUCAACAGCCGGCGUCCUGCUAAAACCUUCUCUAGUACACUUGAUCCCAGCGCUGCUAACAGCCACCGACAUGGAGCACGAAGGUCUCAUGUACAUGAGCACAAAGUACAGCGCACAGACGGAAAUCCAAGAAGCUCUCGAUCGGGUCAGAUCCAACGAAGCUAAAUCUCAUCAUGCAACCGAGACAGUUCGCAAGUGUACUCAGUACAUAGACACAGCAAUUCUUCAAGAAUUAAUGCCUAAAGUUAUUGAAUUGAUAAAAUCCAGCAUUGGUCUAGGCUCCAAGGUGUCUAUUAGUCACUUUUUAAUUCUUCUGAGCUUACAAAUGAAGCAAGAAUUACAACCAUUCGCUGGAAAACUGUGCAGCGCUUUAAUGAACGGAUUAACAGACCGAAAUGCUACCGUAAGAAAAACCAACGCAGUUACAAUUGGCCAUAUAAUUGGUUCAGCCAAAGAUUCUAGUGUAGAAAAAAUAUUCAACACUCUCAACACUUGGUACAACGAGCGUGAAGACGAUGCAAUUCGCCUGGCAAUUGGUCAGACUUUACAAUCAAUCAGCAAUCACAAUCAUGAAGUUUUAAAAAAAUUUUCUGAUAUUGUAAUCCCGCUGACUUUCUUCGCGAUGCACGCGAUAAAAGUUCCUGCUAAUAAAGAAACCGUGGAGCUGUGGACGGAUUUAUGGGGUGAAAUUUCCCACGGAACGGAGUCUACAAUAAAACAAAACUUGAGCUUGAUCAUCGGAACGCUUAAUCGGUCAUUAGAGUCAGCUUCUUGGACAACCAAAGCCCAGGCUGCUAAUGCAGUCUCUACAGUCGCGGUGAAAGUUGGCUCUUCGAUGGAUGAUGAAGCCAGGAAUGGAUUGUUGAGGAUUUUAAUCGCCGGAUUGCAAGGAAGAACGUGGAACGGAAAGGAGAGACUUGUUGAAGCGCUGGCGACGCUUGCUUGUCAUAGCAAAGAUGCUUUGGGCAAAGAUGCUGCUUUGAGUGCUUCCGUUGUUGAAGCGCUGUACAAAGAGAGCAAAAAGGAGAACUUAGAAUAUCGUCGUUAUGCUUUAAAGGCGUUUGCUGAUGUGUUGCAUGAGCUGGGUAUUGAUAAAUUCACGGAGCUUUAUGAUAUUGCGCAGGAAAUUUUGGGGAAAAUGGGGAAAAAGAAUAAGGGGGAUGAUGAUGAUGAUAAUGAUGAUGAUGAUGAUGAGAAGAGCGAUAAGAGCAGUGAAGAAAUUACUAAAAAGAGAGAAGACCAGAUGAAGUUGCAAGAAACUGUUUAUGAGGCUCUUGGCAAAGCCUGGCCGGGUUCUAAGGGUAGUAAAGAUACUCAGGAUAAAUAUUGCUUGCAAAUUAUUGCUCAUUGUCAUGAGACUCUACCAAGCAGCACUAGGGCUAUUCAGGUCGCUAUUAUGACCACCUUGACGCACUUUGUGGAGAAGCUUGUGUUUUUCCAAGUCACUUAUGGAGAAUUGAAGAAGGAGGAUAGGGAAAAACUGGACAUUAUUUGCGAAACUCUGUAUCAGAUUUUGAAAAUUUCUAUAGGAAUUUCUAAGUACACGAGAAUAAGGAAGGAGGCGCUUAAUAUUGUGCUGGUGUUGUCGAAAAAGUUGAUAGACAGUGGGAACAAUAAACAAACUGAAGCGCUUAAAAGUUUGUUCUGUCAACUAUUGACCAAUGAGCUGGCUUCUGACAAUCAGCCGGAAAUUCGUACUCGCGUUGUUGACAUAAAAGCUAUUUUUCAAUUAUAA